AGGUCCAAUGAGUUAGUGGAUUAUCUAAAGAAGAAGUUUGAUACCGUGGAUCAAAGCCUAUCUGAUUUGGAAUGCAGUGUUAAGCACUCAGACAAGGAUUCCAUGGACUUGAAAUCCACUAAGAAUGCUUUGGAUCAGCACAAGGUAACAAAGCAUCUUUUCUUCCAAUAGCAGUUUAGAAACCCCCACCCCUCCCGCUCCCUUAAUGUUAGGCGAAUUUUGUUUCCCUAUUUGAAAAAUGACCUUUAUUGUAGAUAUAAUUUGCAAGCUAUUUGAAAUUGAAUGUCAUCUAUUUCUCGUUUUAAAAUAAGCUAUCAUCGUUCAAUUUCGCAGUGACCACGUGACAUAUUUUGCCACUUAUUAGUCCAAGUAAAGCGUGGCAUCUGGAUUUUGCGCGAAAAAGCACUGAAAUCAUGUGUUUUUCACCGAUAUUUCUAGAAAGGUCGCUGCUCGUCGUCAGUAAUAAAUCCAUUUGACAGUUUACAGACUAAUGUGUUCUGUGCCCAUUCGCUAUAAAUGUCACUAAGGCAGCAUUCACACUUGGUACCCGGGCACAGCACACUAAUGUGAACACAACUUUUUUUGAAGUACCUACGUUAGAAUUCGGGCACGGUGCCGGUGCCUAAGUUAAGAUUGAGCCCUUGCACUCAGGCGCAAAAGUGAGCACCGGUAACUUUUGAGCACACUGUUUUUGUACUUUUGAGGCAGUCCACUGCUUUGUUCUCGCUGCUAAGCUUCAACUAAAAAAUGGCGUCUGACUGGAAUUAACUAUGUACACAGUUACAUAUCGGGUACUCAGGGUGUGAACACAACACCAUUUUGUACCUGUACCCAGGCACUGGUUCCCGGGCGCCAUGUGCCGACAGGCCCAUAGAAGCUGGUUGAUUUCCUUUUUAUCUGAUUCGUAUCUCAGGAGGUACUUAGCCAUUUUACGUCAGUAGAAUCUGACACAUAUGAUGUUCUGGAGGAAGGAAAGCAAUUGAUAAAAGACACACGCUUUGACAGAGCACAUGGAGAAUACUUUUAUGAAAGAAUUGAAGUAACAGUCAUAAGGAUAACAACUAUAAAGGAAAAUAUCAACAGAGAGCAUCAAAGGUAUGCGCCGUGUUUACUGCUUCUUAAGAGCCAAAUUUGUAUCACACCUGUUGUAACCAUCUGUGAUAAUACCAUCCUCGUUCCUUAGAAAUAAGUUCAAUACUUUUUUGUUGUAAAAUAUGACUUUUCUUCUUGCAGAUUGCACUUAACUAGGAUAUUAAACAAGUAACACAAUUUUUGUUCUCCUGAUUUUCAGGUUGUUCGAUCUGUAUCUUAUUUUACGAAGACAACACUUGGAACGGAUGAAUGGUUGGCUAUUGCGAGCUGAGUCUCGAAUAUCAUUGGAUGAUGUGAUAGAACCAACCUAUAAGAGAGUGCAACAGCAAGUCUGGGAGCAUCAGGUACAUGCAUGUGUGUUUACUACAUAGGCGGUAAGGGAGAACAUGCAUGAUCGCAGGCCAUCACGUAAUGCCCAAUUAAGACGAAGUACGUGAUAUUCCUUCACUAAGUGACCCAAUUCUCAUACACUUCAAAGUGGCUUGCUCACAACUCAGUUGUUUGAAAAUAACGGAUACACUGGUCUUCGCAUUAUGUAGCGCAAAACAGUGAAACGUUUACUUUCACAAGGAUUAAUUGAAUUAUUAACAAUAGCAUAUGCCAUUGUCAUCUGAGACUCUUGCUAUUAAAUAUCUGAAAUAUCUCUAAUCAAAAUCUCUCUGAUAUUAAUAUAAAUGUCCGUAAUAUUAAACUCACCAGUACAUUUCUAUAAACCUGUAGAGGGUAGCAAAUUUAUUUUUUGGAGCCCCAAUUGUACGGUCAAUUUUCUUAGAAAAAGACGCCGUUGAAAUCGGCGUAUUGUUUGCAUGUUGGAGGUGUCCGUCCCAAAAAAAGGCAAGGAAAUGAUUGAAGAUCAACAGGGGGCCAAUUUUACAAUGUGGCCGUACGUGUCCAUACCAGGAAGCUCUCGGUCUUUUAAAGUUGUCCGUUAACCGGGAAUUGACAGUGUCCUGCAGUUAUAUUAUUAUAAGUUGGAUAUAAAAAGGCUGCAAGAAUUUCAUGUUUAUCCACUGCUGUUCUGUAGGCUUUUCAAGAAGAACUGUCAAAUUACUCCAUGGCAAACAUGGUACUGGAUAUGGACUUGGAACACCCAGCUUUGGAUGAAAACAUAAGGGACUGGGUCAAGGUAUUUUUAACAUAAAAAAGCUGUAUUGUUGGAGCACACCCUCUCCCAACCCUCCCCCGGGGGGCACUCCCUAUAGUGCCUAUACGGGAAGGAUCCGCCCGAAAGGAGUACCUUUUUCUGGCUUCAGGUAUAUGAGAGGAUUCAUUAGUAUAAGGGAAGGGAAUUUUGUAAAUUUGGUGUAUAAAAUCGAAUAACAUAUACAUUUUACGGCUGUAAAUAACUCGAGUCUAGUCAUAUCCUAAAGAGACGAAAUUUACAGCGGUUAAAAGGGAUGCAAAGUUCUUAAAACAAGGUAUGUGAAAGGAGUAUUAUUUGUCAAUAGAAGGUAUACAUACGAAAGAAAUACUCUUUCCGCCAAAAAUGAAGCAUCAAAAAAUAAGGGGUUGGACCUCGGGGCGGAGCCCCCUCUUAUAAAACUUUGCUGAGUACCCGCCAGGUUUGAAACAUUAUUUCACUGGCAGGUUUAUAACUAGAAGGAAACUUUCCAUUCUAUUGCGGCCAUACAGGUAUUAAGCGAGCGUUGGACGGUUGUGUGGAACUGGGCGGAAGAGUGGAAGGAGAAGCUUAACCAGGCUCUAAUUGACUGGCAAAAUUUACGUGAAGAACAAGCUGCCUUGCUUUCCUGGCUUUCAAGUAAAGAAAAAACUUUUGAUUUGAUUGGAGAAACAGAUAUCACCAACGAAGAACAAGUUACGAUGAAUUUAAAUCUGCUCGAGGUAAGAACAUUUCAUUUUAGUUAUCAGUAAUUUCUAUCGAUUCUCGACCCUUCACAUAAAAAACCCAAAGAAACGGUGCUAAUUUCAUGCCAUUGAUGCUUUUUAAUUCUUAAGGUCAUUUUUCUUUUCGUGUCCCCCUCUUGAGGCCGAGUGAAAUUCUCCUUGUUUAAAGAACCAAGAACUGAUUGAAGAAAUGUUUAUGUCUUUAAAAAAACUUGGAUGAUUUUACAACUGGGGUGUCCAUCAAAAACGUUUAAUGAAAGCAUGUUAUUUGUGGAAUAAAAAGGAAGUCGAAAGCCUUUGUUCACGCCAUUAUGAAUAACAAGCGGAAAAUAAUGUUAGAAUCUAUAAAAAGUGGUUUCACUCUUAAAACGAUGUUGCCAAAUUUCAAGAACGAUUAUCAACAAUCCUCAAAUAUAAUUCAUUUUCGUCAGUUAGACGACGUUUCCACAGUCCCAGGUUAAUACAAUAUCGGUAUAAAUAAUUGUAAAAAUUUUAAGUGCGACGGAACAAUGUCGCCUGAUUUAGGGUUCACUUAACUAACGUAAGAAAUCGGAGCGUCUAAUGCGUCCCUCUUCACUUUGUCUCUCAGACAAUGAAAAAAGAAAUGGAAAGCCGACAAGAGGAACGAUUAGACUCAUUGCGUGAGACUGGAGAAAAGCUAAUCAAAGACGCUGAAUACCAUGAUGCGACAGCUAAGGGGAUCCGUGACCAGGUGAAUGACUUCGGCACUUGCUGGAAGGACAUCACUGAAUCGAUUAAAGAAAGGAAAGCAAUGGUAAGUGAUGUGAUUGGCCAUUAUAAAGUAAUCGUUAUCAUCAUCAUCAUUAUCAUCAUCAUAAAGUCGAUCUGGAUCUGCCUUUAAUUUUUACGAACAUCCUUCACCUUUUGUUAUCCAACUGACAGUCGAUGAAUGUUCUUACUACCGUGUGGCACGAAACUUUUUGCGGAAGUUUAUUUUUGAGGAUUGGCGAUUGACGUGAUUUUUUUGUAUUUUUAAGGAACUAAUUUUUGCGUUUAGGACAGAUUGGUUUUUCUUACUGGGGACUGAUUUUUUUGCAAAAGAAAGAAAGAAAGUCGCGGACAAAUCAUUGAUAAUAUUUUCGUCCGUUUUUUUUUUUUGAGUACGUGCAAUGGAAAUACAUAUUUUAAAACAACACUACGUUUUACGUACCCUGUGUAAAACGAAUAAAAUAGGUUACUUUUCUUUGUCAUUCUAUUACAAAAACGAACAGACGCGACUUCUUUAUUUGUACUGUAUUUUUGUGUAGCGAAUUUAAGUUCGAGAAUAUUUACUAUGAAGUAAAUUUUUGCGGGAAAAAUGUUUACAGUAUUUAUUUAUUUAUUUUUUUUUUUGCCCGACCUUUUUUUUGCGGAUCGCUGGAAAAAUCGCACACAGUAGUCUGAUUAUGCUUCUACCUGAUUUAACGGUUAAACAGAAAAUAAUUUAAAUGGUCGGGUUGUAGCCAUGUAGCAAUAGCCGGUCAACCUCCGCUGCUCAAACGACCGUAAAAUAACGUUCUGAUCCCCUGUUUCAAAAUGAUUUCUUUUAAGCAUUUAAGAUUGCGUCCAGAACAAUACUGUAUUGAGGUUAAGCGAGGAAUUACGGAUUGGUUUUCAUACAGAGUAAAUAAUAUAAGUCGAAAGCUUAACCUCGGAACUAUGACUAGAUUACUGUUCGUGAUUUUUUGUUUGUCUGUUCGUUUCUUUUGAUGUUGUCGUUUUGUUCGUUGUUGUUGAAACCACAGUGGGUCCACACAAUCUGUUUGUGUAACCGAUUUUUACUUUAUAGUAAAUGUAUUGUAUUUACCGUUUGCUUCCUCUAUUACGAUAUCUUGCUAGACAUGUAUAUCGGUCAAUGUUAAAUAAAUGUUGCAUUGCCUUACCUUCGGUAUAUUGUCUCACUUUUCACUCAAAAAAGUUAUUUCGAGCGAUUUGGAAGAAUUUUGAGUGAGCCGUUUACUGUUCCUCUGAGGCAAAAGGACGACAAUAUACCGCAGGUAAGGUAAUAUAACGUUUAUUUAACAUUGACCUAUAUACAUAAUUAGUGGUAUACCGAUAUAGACGAAGCAAACGGAAAAUCCUUUACAUUUACUAUAAAAUUACAAUCGGUUACACAAACAGGUUUGUGGGAUCCCUGUGAUGAAAGAUGGACCAUUUUUGUAUUCUAGCUUCAGGAAGCCCAAAACAAGGUGAAAAGAAUGGGAAUUUUAAUGAAGGAAGUCAGAGCUUGGUUGUACGAGGCAGAACAAUUCAUCAAGCUCGCUAGUUUGCAAGAGGAUCCACAAAAAGAAACCGACAUACAAGAAAAGAUUGAGGUCAGAAUAAAGUGCUAUAAAAUAAGCUGACAUUAUUUUCAGUUACAGAUUACAACUGCAUCCAGUUUUUGCGUUAAGGUAGAAUAACGCAACCAAAAACGAAUUCAUAAUUUGUAAAGAAAAAAAUCAAAAGAAAUUCAUGUUUAAUGAGUGUCUUUAUCUGAUAAAGACACCGCUAAAUUUUACGUCCAACGUUUUAGACCCAAAUAACCCCAAAUCUAAAUAUUAAUGUUAGAAUGAGUUGAUCUUUAUUACAGACAUUUUGAAGCCGUUCAAUAAACUCGUGGUCGUGUAUUAUCAGGUUUAAAAACACUCGCUUGCGCCUCAAAUUUUUAAACCUGAUUAUACACCCCUGCUCGUUUUUGAAACAGUACUUUAAAACAGCAAUACCCUUACCGGGGAUACAAAUCUUUGCUUUUGGUGGAUUUGCACGUGGCUAAUCUAGCUAGAACAGGGACUCCAGCUGAAUAGCCACAAAAAACAAAACAAAUAAAAAAUAACAUAUUAUCUGAAGUUAACCCUUCAUGAAAUUAACGCGGAUUUCAUUUAAGUUGUGUUAAUCUCUUGAAACGUUAACUUCCGCGCCUUUAAUUAAGUGGAGAGUAAUUCCCGCGACCCUUUAUUUUCAUUAUUUUGGAUACACUUCUGACAUUCUUGACACCUAGAGUACUCUAGAGUAUUCUAUCAGGGUGGAGAUGAACCAGUAAAAGUGAAACUUUGAGGAACCCUUGAAAUGGCCAGAUUUAAUCCCUUGACCCCCUUCGUACGUUUAAGAAAUUACCACGAACAAAAUUUCCAUUUCAAAUUUUACUUUUAACUUUGUUUUGUCUUGUCUCGAAGUUUUGUUUGUUCGAGAGCGUUGGUUAAUUUUGCGUUUUUUUUUUUUUUUUUUUUUUUUGGGGGGGGGGGGGGGGUUGGGUUUACCCUCCCUUUCGCAUUAAAUUCUUUAUAUGAAAGUCGUUUUCCACUAGAUUCGCCUUAAUUCAAGUCGCGUUAGUUUCCAAGACCUUAAGUUCAUGGAGCGUUCAUUUCCUAUAAUGAGGUAUAAGGUCUACCUAGACUGCUCCGCAGACGAAACUGAACUUCUGGUUAAGUCUGUCUGCGAAAUAGCGCCAAAAUCCUCUUUCUGGGCCUCCACCCAAAUACCAUCAUUUGAGUACCCGCCAUGACUGGCCUGUUAAAAAUCUUGUUGUCGAUUUGUCGCUCAAGGAAAUUUGAAACGCAUUUGCGGUAAUUCGUUGAGUCCGAAUAGGCUCUGCUUCGCAGACGUUAUUAACCGAAGUUGGAUUACGUUUGUGACGAAGGCUAGGUACACCAUAUGUGAACAUUCUUUGAUCUAUUAUUUAAAAUAACUUUUUUAGUUGCUCGUUUCCUUUAUUAAUACCGCAAAUACUUUUUUUUAUUAUCAUCUCUGCAGAUUAAAUGCGAAGAAAGAGAACAAAAUCAGCCUAAAGUUGACGAAGUCAAAAGGCUGGAAGACUUGCUUAGCAGUGAAAUCGACAAAAAGUCAAAUUAUCAUUUGCAAAGAGUCACCAAGCCGUUCUACAAGCGGUGGAAUGACGCUAGUAUGGCCCUUAACAGAUAUCGCAAUGAAGAUUACCCGUUUGUCAAACCCAACGAUUGC
Porites lobata is the source of this 6876-nucleotide messenger RNA. Lineage: Eukaryota; Metazoa; Cnidaria; Anthozoa; Scleractinia; Poritidae. The record is from the annotation of a GenBank genome assembly.